GGGGCUUGAGGCCGCCUUGCUGCCACCAACAUGGAGACUUUGUACCGUGUCCCAUUCUUAGUGCUGGAAUGUCCCAACCUGAAGCUGAAGAAGCCCCCCUGGCUGCACAUGUCGUCGGCCAUGACUGUGUAUGCUCUGGUGGUGGUGUCUUACUUCCUCAUCACCGGAGGAAUAAUUUAUGAUGUUAUUGUUCAACCGCCAAGUGUUGGCUCUAUGACUGAUGAACAUGGGCAUCAGAGGACAGUAGCUUUCUUGGCCUACAGAGUAAAUGGACAAUAUAUUAUGGAAGGACUUGCAUCCAGCUUCCUGUUUACAAUGGGAGGUUUAGGUUUCAUAAUCCUGGACCGAUUGAAUGCACCAAAUAUCCCAAAACUCAAUAGAUUUCUUCUUCUACUCAUUGGAUUCGUCUGUGUUCUAUUGAGUUUUUUCAUGGCUAGAGUAUUCAUGAGAAUGAAACUGCCGGGCUAUCUGAUGGGUUAGAGUGCCUUUGAGAAGAAAUCAGUGGAUACUGGAUUUGCUCCUGUCAAGGAAGUUUAAAGGCUGUACCAAUCCUCUAAUGUGAAAUGUGGAAAAGAAUGAAGAGCAGCAGUAAAAGAAAUAUCUAGUGAAAAAGCAGGAAGUAUAUUGAAACUUGGACUAGAAUUUCUUUCUUGGUUUAAAGAGACAAGUUGAUCACAGUAUUUUUUUUUCCUGCUGACCUACUGCUAUACCAAUGAUGUUGAGUGGCAUUUUAUUCUUAGUUUUUUAUUUCUUAGAGAAAGUAUACUCCAUAUCUACAACUAUAAUACCAAAUAAAGUGAUUAUUUUUUACAACCCCCUUAACAUUUUUUGGAAAUGACAUUCAGAUUUUCAGAAAUUAACAUAAAAUCAAGAAGCAAGAUUCCAUAAGCUAAGAACUCUGGACAGCUGAUCAGCUUUACCUAUGGUGCUUUGCCUUUAACUAGAGUGUGUGAUGGUAGAUUAUUUCAGAUAUGUAUGUAAGACUGUUUCCUGAACAAUAAGAUGUAUGAAAGGAGCAGAAAUAAAUACUUUUUCUAAU
Cebus imitator (Panamanian white-faced capuchin) is the source of this 1039-nucleotide messenger RNA. Its product is annotated as oligosaccharyltransferase complex subunit OSTC-like. The coding region runs from base 31 to 480 and encodes 149 amino acids. NCBI's taxonomy places the organism in Eukaryota, Metazoa, Chordata, Mammalia, Primates, Cebidae. The transcript has a single exon. The record is from RefSeq and is a predicted model, not a curated record. Gene Ontology annotation, cellular component: oligosaccharyltransferase complex.